Dryobates pubescens (Downy woodpecker) is the source of this 986-nucleotide messenger RNA. It is a transcript of the gene GPC5, whose product is annotated as glypican 5. The record is from RefSeq and is a predicted model, not a curated record. NCBI's taxonomy places the organism in Eukaryota, Metazoa, Chordata, Aves, Piciformes, Picidae. Gene Ontology annotation, biological process: regulation of protein localization to membrane; positive regulation of canonical Wnt signaling pathway; cell migration. Gene Ontology annotation, cellular component: extracellular region; cell surface; plasma membrane.
AUCUCCAGGUUUGUACUUCUAAAAGUUCAACAUGCUGUACUAAAAAGAUGGAAGAAAGAUAUCAGACUGCAGCAAAGCAAGAUAUACAGCAAGUGCUUCAAACAUCUGGUGCUACAUUAAAAUUUUUAGUAUCUCAUAAUGUAGUUGCUUUUCAAGACAACUUGCCUCCCGAGCUGGAAGAUGGAGCCAGGGAUCAGUAUAGUCCCCCUGCAAUCCAGGAGGAAGCAGUUAGAGACCUGUUCAGGCACUUGGAUUCCCACAAGUCUAUGGAACGUUAUGGGAUCCAUCCUAGGGUGAACAAGGUAUGUGGUCCUCCUGUAAGAAAGCCUAUGCCAUCUCCGGGUUGUUCCUUGGACCAGAACAAAGGCAGUCAAGAGUUGAAGAUGUUGUCAAGACACAAUGAAGAAACCCUUGCCAACAGAAGAAAAGAAUUUAUCAGCCACCUCCAACUGUAUAGGUAUAGGGUCUUGUAUGGUGGCCUGGCUGAUCAGCUCUGUAGCAGUGAGUUGGCAGCUGCUGAUGGACUCCCAUGCUGGAACAAAGAAGAUAUUGUGAGAAGCUAUACUCAUUGUGUGGUUGGAAUUGGAAUCAAAGCUCAGUCUGCAAAUCCAGAAGUAAAAGCGAAGGGAACGGAUCCUGUAAUAAGUCAAGUUACUGACAAGCUGAAACAUGUUAUUCAGGUAAUAAAGGGAAAGGGGUUUCCAUAAAUGAAUAAGUGGGAACUAAGACAGACUGGGGGAGGGGGUGGAAUUGAAGAUGUGAUAGAUGGAGAGCAAGAUGACAUCACUGAAUGCUCGUCACCAAGGGAGGAGAUUCGCCACGUCCUAAAAAUAACUCAAACAGGGAUGCCAGACAAGACAAACCUCAGUGAUGUAAAGCAAAUCCAUUGAACCGAUGAUGGCAGCACUUUAGACACAACUGGAGCAGGACAUGCAGCAGCAAUGACUGAUUAUGUGACACACAUGCUGGUUAGUUUGGGUUUGUAA